Girardinichthys multiradiatus is the source of this 2006-nucleotide messenger RNA. It is a transcript of the gene cers5, whose product is annotated as ceramide synthase 5. Gene Ontology annotation, cellular component: membrane. The transcript is spliced from 10 exons. Gene Ontology annotation, molecular function: sphingosine N-acyltransferase activity; DNA binding. Bases 196 to 1365 code for a protein of 389 amino acids. The record is from RefSeq and is a predicted model, not a curated record. Lineage: Eukaryota; Metazoa; Chordata; Actinopteri; Cyprinodontiformes; Goodeidae. Gene Ontology annotation, biological process: ceramide biosynthetic process.
CUUGAUUUGAAACUCCUCACCGGAAGUUGCGGCGUGCUGCGCGGGCUUGACGUCCGUGCGGUAAAGUUGAGUGUGGCAAGUCAAACAAGUGGUGCUGGAAGGAAAGUGGAGGCGUCCUACACGUUUAACGUAACGUCUCUUUCAGUUGAUAAACUACUUUCCUCCAAGCAUCCGGGGACUGGAAGGAGGCGAAACAUGGCGGCUCUCUCAGCCUGGUUCUGGAACGAGAGGUUCUGGCUGCCGCACAACGUAACCUGGGCGGACCUAGCGGAUCCCGCUCCCGGGGUGGAGUAUCCCAAAGCUGGACACUUGUUGGCUGCUUUACCGCUGGCUCUGGGGAUGUUCGUUGUCAGGUUAAUCUUCGAAAGGUUUAUUGCCAGUGCCUGCGCCCGAGGUCUCCACAUCCAGGCGGGUGUUGGAAGGAGAGCUCAGCCCAAUGCGGUGUUGGAGAAGGUGUUUACCUCCAUCACAAAGAAUCCAGACUCGCGCCAUCUGGAUGGCCUGUCUAAGCAGCUGGACUGGGAGGUACGAAAGGUCCAGCGUUGGUUCAGGCACCGCAGGAAUCAGGAUAAACCCAGCAUACACACAAAGUUCUGCGAGAGCAUGUGGAGGUUUUCAUUUUAUUUGGGGAUAUUUAUUUAUGGUUUCCAGUUUCUGUGGCAGUCUCCGUGGAUGUGGGACACACGGCACUGUUGGUACGGUUACCCCUACCAGGUCAUGACGCCAGGUCUUUAUCACUACUAUGUGACUGAGCUGGCCUUCUACUGGUCACUUAUGUUUUCCCAGUUCACAGACAUAAAAAGGAAGGACUUCCUCAUCAUGUUCAUCCAUCACCUAGCAACAGUGAGCCUUAUUAGCUUUUCUUACGCCAACAACAUGGCUCGGGUGGGGAGCCUUGUGCUGUUAGUCCAUGAUGCCUCUGAUUUCCUGCUUGAGGCAGCCAAGAUGGCAAACUAUGCCAAAUUCCAGCGGUUGUGUGACUUCCUCUUCAUUUUUUUCAGUGUGGUCUUCUUUAUCACACGCCUUGUUAUAUUUCCAAUAUGGGUCCUGAACUCUACCAUGUUUGAGAGCUGGGCCAUUGUUGGGCCGUAUCCAUCCUGGUGGCUCUUCAAUAUCCUGCUGCUUCUCCUCCAAGUGCUGCACAUCUUCUGGUCUUACCUCAUAUCCCGUAUAGCUUUCAAUGCCAUAAUGCGAGGGAAGGUGUGUAAUGAUAUCCGUAGCGACAUCGAGAGUAGCUCGGAGGAAGACACUGACACCCCCACAGAAGGCCUAAAGGCCUCGAGUCACACCCCCAAGGGAGAAAACGGCACCAAUGGCCACUGUGCUGCAGCCAAAGCCCGAAUGCAGAACCACUGCAGCUGGUGAUGAGCAGCUAAGAGCGCCCCCUGCAGCUCAUCCCUUAAGAGCCUCGUCUGCCUGACCUGCGAGGCUCACUACGACACCAACAUAUAUAAACACUGACAGCGAGCGUACACAGAUUCGCAAUGGAUGUGCUGACACUGACAGCUGUAGUCGUGUAAAGACGCGGAAAUCGAAUCACACGUGAUUUGAUGCAUCGCCUUAUUUCACCAGGCAGUGGGAUUAAUGAGUUUUACUGCAGAGAUUGGUAGGUUUAAAUGUUCUCUGAGUUUUAUUGGUCAGAUGAACUUAUUUUUGUCUUGAAGGAUUUAUUCACAACAGUUUGCACAGAGCAAACAUGCCACAACAGGCAUCACUCACACUAAGAUGAAAAUGUGCUACAGCUGGACUUUUAUCACCUAUAAAAAGCAGAACACCUGCUGCAUGAGUAGCAGUACGUUUGCAAUCCUGCAAAAUGCUGUGAAUUAACUCUUCAACCACAUUGUUUGGCUACUUUGUGACUUGUUUUACUGUUUUUACUAAUUCCUACCUGACCAAAUGUGUGUGAAAUUGUCACUGCCUUUAGAAUCCAGGUAUGAGGACCAUGAAAAGGAUCUGUUUGUUCUCACGAGUGCUUUGUAUUUUUUAAAUAUAUUCUGUUGUUUGAA